AUGAAGAUAUUACUAACCCAAAGAACUGUUUUGUUAUCCAUCCUCUUGUUCAUUAUUUCAGUUGCUAUUACGAAUGCAGAAUACGAAGAGGCAGAUUACAUGUCCGAUCUUAUAAAAUCACUCGCCCCAACUCCCUCUAACUGGUCUAAUACCACUGACUACUGCAAAUGGAAAGGCAUCUUUUGCCAAUCUAAUCGAGUUGUUUCCAUCAACCUUCCAUCAAGCUCACUCACCGGAACACUCCCUCCUCAUCUCUACCCUCUUACUAAUCUCACUCACAUCGAUCUCCACAAUAAUUCACUCAACGGUGCUUUGCCUAACUUUUCUGGUCUAGGCAACCUGGAAGCCGUAAACCUUGGCCACAAUAAGUUCAACACAAUCCCAAACGGUUGCUUUCAAGAUAUUCCAUCUCUUCAAGUACUUAACCUUAGCAAUAAUUUGAAUCUACAACGUUGGUCUUUUACUAAGAAUUUAAUUGAUUCCCUCUUUUUGCGUGUCCUCGAUCUUGAAGCUACAAAUAUCGAAGACUCGUUACCAUCGGAUAUGUUUGAUCCCUACCCGAGGCUGCAUACUGUUGUUUUUUCGUACAACAACAUCAUGGGACCACUUCCUCGGUCACUUGGGGAUUCCGUAGUAAGAUAUUUAAGAGUCAACAACCAAAAGAAUCCGAAUGGUUUUACGGAAACAAUUGACCUGAUAUCAUCCAUGAGAUUCUUGUCUCAAGCGUGGCUUAACAACAACAGUUUUUGGGGUUCAAUUCCUAACAUGUUUACUUCAAAAUAUUUGUUUGAUCUGCAGCUUCAAUCAAAUUACUUAAAUGGUUUUGUUCCACCUUCAUUGCUAGAUCUCACUAGCUUGAACAACAUCUCUUUGGACAACAAUCAACUUCAAGGACCAAUACCUGUGUUUCCCAAGCGCGUCAAGGCAACUUGGAAAGGAAAUUAUUUUUGUGAAAGCCAUGCUGGACAUUGUGAUCCACAAAUUACAUUUUUGCUUCAGAUUUUUAAAGAUGCUGGAUUUUCUCCUUUAUUUACAAGGAGUGGAGGUAACCAAAGUGAUGCUUGUAUAGGCUGGUUUUGGAUUAAGUGUCGAAGAGGGAAGAUUGUGAGCGUUGAUUUGGAGAACUACAGUUUUAUACCAGACAGUCUAACAACAUUGCCUCAUCUUCAACUUCUUGAUAUUUCUCAUAACAAUCUGACUGGACAAAUUCCCAAAUUUUCAUCCAAGGUUAAGUUAUUUACCCAAGGAAAUCCUUUGCUUCGCCUAAAUAUUUCCGGAGAUGGUAGAGGUAAAAAUGCAACUAAUUCCGGAUAUGAUGAUGUUCAAACAAGAAAAAAUGGAGGUGAAAAUAUUGGCUUAAUUAAAUAUGUUUGGAUAAUAGGAGCAAUUGUUGGAUUUAUAAUACUUAUUGGAUUGAUUGUUUACUAUGGUAAGAAGUGUUUUAUUUUAGUACAAAGGUGGAUAUUUAGGGGAACAACAAAAUCUAUUAAUCAUAAUGUGGAGAAUUUUAUGGAAAGUUAUAAAUUGUCAGUGCCGAUAAAACAAUAUAGAUAUGCAGAAGUGAAAAGAAUGACAAACUCAUUCCGAGAUAAAUUAGGUCAAGGAGGAUAUGGGACUGUGUACAAAGCAAGCUUAUCUGAUGGUCGUCAAGUGGCUGUGAAAGUAAUAAAAGAGUCUAAAGGAAAUGGAGAAGAAUUCAUAAAUGAAGUUGCUAGUAUUAGUAGAACGUCACACGUCAAUAUUGUCUCGCUUUUGGGUUUUUGUUAUGAGAACAAAAGAGCGCUAAUAUAUGAAUUCAUGUCCAAAGGGUCAUUGGAUAAUUUCAUCCUUAAAAGUGGAUUUUCUGAUUCUGUUUCUAGUUUGGAUUGGAGCACAUUAUCCAAAAUUGCAAUGGGCAUUGCUCGUGGAUUAGAAUACUUGCAUCAAGGAUGUAUUUCAAGGAUAUUGCAUCUUGAUAUCAAACCUCAAAAUAUUCUUUUGGAUGAAGAUUUUUGCCCAAAAAUAUCUGAUUUUGGACUGGCUAAAAUAUGUCAAAGAAAUGAUAGUGUUGUGUCAAUACUUGGCGCGCGAGGAACUAUAGGAUACAUAGCACCAGAAGUAUUUAGUCGAAUAAAUGGCGGAGUUUCUCACAAAUCAGAUGUAUACAGUUAUGAUUGGAUUUAUAAGGAUCUUGAGCAAGAUAAUAACUUUGUGAAUUGUGUAGCAAAUUCUGAGGAAGAAAAUGAUAUGGUGAGAAAAAUUACUAUGGUAAGUCUAUGGUGCAUUCAAACAAACCCAUCAGAUAGACCUUCAAUUAGUAAAGUAAUAGAAAUGCUACAAGGACCACUUCGGUCGGUUCCAUAUCCUCCGAAGCCUUUUUUAUAUUCUCCUGAAAUUCCAAUAUUCCAAACUUCAUGUGUGCCUUCAAGCAGUUUCUCAGAGACAAAGUCAUCAACCUUAUCGGGGAAUGGUUCCUUGAAAACAAACAAGUUCAGCAAAGACAACAAUGAAAUUGUGAUUGUAAUGUAA
Vicia faba (fava bean) is the source of this 2508-nucleotide messenger RNA. The record is from the annotation of a GenBank genome assembly. NCBI's taxonomy places the organism in Eukaryota, Viridiplantae, Streptophyta, Magnoliopsida, Fabales, Fabaceae.